CAAAAAGGGGAAACACGACUGAUUAAUAAUAAAAAUAUAGAACGUGAGGCAUACGCGCUAGAUCAGGGCCGUAGAUAAAUAAUACCACGAAUAAACAAAACAUGGAAAAUACGCUAUGACCCCAUGACUCACUCUCUGUUUUCUUCUUCUUCAAAACCAAAAAACAAUUAAUCAACGCAGCAAAGAAAACGCUCUCUCUCUUCUCUAUAAAUCUUUGUAUCAUUUGUUCCUUCAUCUUCCUCAAAGGAACAGAGCCAUGAGAACAAAGAGCAAAGGUAAAGUUCACCCAUCUCCUUCUCCGCUUCCACCAUCUUCUUCUUCUUCUUCCAAAGGAGACGACUGUCUCUCUGCCCUGAAGCUUCUCCCCGCCGUGAUUCUCGUUCUCGUCUCCGCUCUCACCCCAGAAGAUAAGCAAGUCCUCGCUUACUUAAUCACUAGGUCACUCAAAACCACCACCAACACUACCAAAGGAAGAAGCUCUUGCGAUUCGAAAAUCAAGAAAUCAAGAACUCAUCACAAAGCUCCCGUUUCCGAUUGUGAAUGUUUCGAUUGCUACACGAGUUACUGGCUUAGAUGGGACUCUUCCCCUAACCGUGAGCUCAUCCACCAGAUCAUCGAAGCUUUCGAAGAUCAUCAUCUCACCAACGGCGGCGAGAAGAGCUUGGCUUCUUCUUCUUCUUCUUCCCAGAAAUCAAACGGCAGAGGAGGGAAGAAGAAGGAUAAAUCUGGUCGUCGCCGUGUCGAAAGUGAUAGUAAAGCCACGGAAGAACCGGUGGAGCCCGUGGUGGUGGUGGUAGAUUCCGAUGAAGUGAAAUCACCGGAAAUCUUGACGUUGCCGGUGGGGGCGGAGACUGGGCACAAGGGUUUGAUGAGGAAGCUAUUACCGGACGUGAUGGGUUUAUUCAAUUCGCGUUUUUGGAGACUUUGGAAUCCGAACGCGUAGAUGCAUCUUCGGCUCCAAAGCUCUUUCUCUCUCUCUCCUUUCGUUAUUUUAAAACAAGUGCUUGUUUUUUUGGAGUCCAAAACAAAGCUAAAUGCUUUUUUGUUUUAUAUGUAUUUGAUAGAACUCACUUAGUUAUGCUGUUGUAUAAUACUGAAGUGGAGUCUUUGAUGAAAAGACAGAUGUUGCUGUGUAUAUAUUUUUCUUUUGUUCAAUAAAAAUGCAGCAGGCAUAUUAUCUAUAAAUCUA
Messenger RNA from Eruca vesicaria subsp. sativa (arugula), 1189 nucleotides. The record is from the annotation of a GenBank genome assembly. NCBI's taxonomy places the organism in Eukaryota, Viridiplantae, Streptophyta, Magnoliopsida, Brassicales, Brassicaceae.